Molecule: messenger RNA, 1801 nt
Organism: Macadamia integrifolia
Lineage: Eukaryota; Viridiplantae; Streptophyta; Magnoliopsida; Proteales; Proteaceae
Product: protein PSK SIMULATOR 1-like
Exons: 10
Coding region: 311-1156 (281 amino acids)
Biological process (GO): positive regulation of growth
Source: RefSeq, a predicted model, not a curated record
AGAAAAAUAGCAACUGUUAUGGAUGGCUUUCUGUUAUAUAUGAUAUAUGAACUCCGCCAGUGUUUUUAUGCUGCUGGUCCCAAGCACAGAUAAAGGAGGAGGGUUUGCAUGUCAGGAAUUGUACCAUGAGCUACAUGCAUUGGAUAGAUUUGAAAAAGAUCAUCAAAGGAAGAUGGAGAAACUUGAGGCCUUGCAUAUCACUCAAAAAGGAGAGAAUCUAAUGAUAUUGUAGAGUGAACUAAAACACCAAAGAAAGCUUGUGAGGAGCUUGGAAAAGAAACCUCUUUGGUCAAAAAAUUUGGAUGAGGUCAUGGGAAAGCUUGUUGACAUUGUUAUCUUCAUUCAUAAAGAAAUCAUGAAAGCCUUUGGAACUAAAGGGACAGCAUUGAUUAGCAAGGAUGCAAUUCACAAAUCUGAAAGAUUAGGUGUAUGUGGUCUUGCAUUACACUACGCCAACAUCGUUAGUCAGAUAGAUCUUAUUGUGGCUCGGACAAGUUCUCUCCCUCCCAAUGCAAGGGAUACACUUUAUCAUGCACUGCCGCUCAAUGUUAAAACAUUUCUACGUUCUUGGUUACAGGCAUUUCAGGCCAAGGAAGAGCUCACAAUUCCCCAGAUCAAAGAUGAGAUGGCAAAAACACUUAGGUGGCUUGUGCUUGUUGCUGCGAAUACAACCAAAGCACAUAAAGCUUUUGGUUGGGUUGGAGAAUGGGCAAACACUAGUUCUGAGUUCAACAAGAGGACGUCUGCACCUAAUAGUCUGUUGCCUCUGGAGACACUCUAUCAUGCAGAUAGGGAGAAGACAGAUCAAUGUAUCAUCGAACUCAUAACAUGGCUUCACCGCUUGAUCAGCUGUGUAAGACCCAGAGACUAUGGAUUCAAGCCACUCUUGCCUGUUCUAUCUCCAACAUGUAAAGCUCUAUUUUUAUGGCCUGUCACCCAGCAAGGCUCAUUACUAGUGCUUAAUAAUGGUAAAAUCAAUAGCAAAGCCCUGCUUUUACGGCCUGAAACCCAUCAAAUCUCAUCCCCAGUGCUUAAUAAUGGUAAACUCAAUGGCAAAGCCUCACUUUUACAGCCUGAAAUCCAUCAAACUCAUCCUCAGUGCAUAGUAAUGCCCUGCUUUUACAGCCUGAAACCCAUCAAAGCUCAUCCCCAGUGAAUAAUAAUGGUCAACCCAAUAGCAAAGUCUCACUUCAGCUUUUACAGCCUGAAACCCAGGAAGUCUCAUCCCCAGUGAAUAAAGAUGGUAAAAUCAAUAGCCAAGUCCUGCCUCAGCUUUUACAGCUUGCAUCCCAGCAAUGCUUUUCCCCAGUACAUAAUUAUAGUGAAACCAACAUCAGUAAUCAGCCUUUACAGCCUGAAAGACAGCAAAGCUCGCCUAUGGUACAUAACAUUAGUAAAAUCAAUAACGCUGAUAAAUUCUCUCAAGAAGAAAGAGAGAAGUUGGAGAAGGUCAAGUGGAGAAGGCUGUUUCCCAGAAUAAGCAAAACCCGGGAAUUCAGUGCAGGCAAGAAGAAAGGAAAGCAAGGAUUGAAGCCCACCAGGAACACUGAUAGCCCUCCAAUGAGUUCAGUGCAUCUUUAGAUGCCGAGGGUACCUGGGACUAACGUUUUUGACAUGAUGGAUGGGUUCAAAUGUUUAAUGUAAUGCUGACAGCUAAUAAUCUUAUAAAAAAAAAAGUAAUGCUGAGAGCUUUCUUUCCAAGUUAAAUUUCAAUUUUGCAUUCCACAGAAAGAAAAUGUAAAUGUAUUGUGUAUGGUUGGUUUUAUACUCUAUUAAUAAUAAUUAAAUUGGUUGCGAUAAA